AUGGCGCGCGGCAGUAUCCACUUUGGCCCGGCGGCGUCCACCGCGAGCGUGCCGGCAGAGGUGCUGGCCAGCACGCCCGACUACCCGUCGUACGUGGUUGGCUCCGUCGACCAAGGCACGGGCGAUGCCUGCCUGCUGGACGGAACCUGCUGCCUCGACAAGGACAACCAGCGUGCCGGCUCGUGGCGGAGCUGCGCGGGCGGCUGCGAGAACUCCGCCCUGCCCGAGCUGAACGUCGGCAGCGAGGCGCGGACCGACGUGGAGGGGUGCUGCUGGUGGGGUCGUGGCGCCAUCCAGACAACCGGCGUGUGCAACUUUGGCAAGCUAAACUACUUUGCGGGCAAGAAGGCGGCGCAGCGCGGCAAGGACGCCCUCUUCCCCGACGUCGACUUUUGCGCCAACCCGGGCGCGAUCUGCCAGCCCGAGUACCCGGAGCUGCGCUGGUUCUCGGGCCUCUUCUACUGGCUGAACGACGUGCAGCCGUACGACGUGCGCGGCGAAAGGUACCUCGACGUCCUAAGGGAUUGGGUGGACAACGGGAUGGACCCGAGCGACCACAGCCUCGUCGAUUUUGCGUCCGGCGUCGUCAACCGCGGCUGCCACGACGCGCCGUUCGAGGGCAUCGGCGGCGCCGAUCCGUGCGGCAACGGCGAGAUCCACGCCUGGGAAGAGCGCCGGAUGAACUUCAAGCACAUCUGGGGCGUGCUGAGCCCGCUGCUGCCGACGCGCCGCCGCUCCUUGCUCCUGCAGUGA
Messenger RNA from Emiliania huxleyi CCMP1516, 753 nucleotides. RefSeq lists its product as hypothetical. The transcript has a single exon. Lineage: Eukaryota; Haptophyta; Isochrysidales; Noelaerhabdaceae. Bases 1 to 753 code for a protein of 250 amino acids. The record is from RefSeq and is a predicted model, not a curated record.